CGCGCGGUUCGGGCGAAACGCGUCGGCCCGUCGACGCACGCCGUGUGAUCGAUCGAUGCAUGGGCGGCGCUGGUGCUGUGCAUGCACUGUUCGAUCGGCUCCGAUCGUCGCGCGCGGUGUGGGCGGCUGAAUUUUCUGCGUCGACGCGCGCGCUGCCUGCGGCCGGACGGUGUCGUCGUGGUGGCCGUCGUAGGAGGAGGAGGAGGAGAUGAAGGACGGCGGCGGCGUGGCGACGGUGGUGCCGAGGCUGGCGGUGUACGGCGGAGGGCGGGUGCACGAGAUCGAGAGGUUCUCGCACUACGUCGCUAAGCAGAUAGGGUUUGAGGAUGGGAAUGAGUGUCCGCACCUUUGUACACUCGCUUACGAUUAUCUGAAGAAGAGCCAGGGUUAUGAACAAAACCUAUUGGCAUUCUUCCAUAACAAAAUAAACUCGGACGCUCUGCUCGUGCUAUUGAUCGAGGAGCUAGACAAAUGUAUACUCGGGUACUUCUCCUUCCAUUGGAAAUGUGCCACUCAAGUAAUCACACAGGUUCUAACAGCAGAGCAGCCCAGAAGAAAGCUGAAAAGCAUGGUACUAGAGGCCACUAGAAAGAUGAGGUUUGAGAGGGUGACAAGGGAGCUGAAGGUGACAAGGCUGUUCUCCACGCUGGUGGAGGAGCUGAAGGUCAUCGGGGUCUGCUGCAACGACGGCCAGCUACGCAACGCCGGCGCCGACGUGAUGGUCCCGGCGGCUCACCAAGACCGCAGCCCGGUCCUGCUCCUGAUGGGCGGCGGCAUGGGCGCCGGCAAGAGCACCGUGCUCAAGCAGAUCUUGAAGGGGGCGUUCUGGUCCGGCGCGGCGGCGCACGCCGUCGUGGUGGAGGCCGACGCGUUCAAGGAGUCGGACGUCAUCUACCAGGCCAUCAGCUCGCGCGGCCACCACAACGACAUGCUGCAGACCGCCGAGCUGGUGCACCAGUCGUCGACCGACGCGGCGGCAUCGCUGCUGGUGACGGCGCUGAACGAGGGGCGCGACGUGAUCAUGGACGGCACGCUGUCGUGGGAGCCGUUCGUGCAGCAGACGAUCGCCAUGGCGCGGUCCGUGCACCGGCAGCGGUACCGCAUGGGCGUCGGCUACAAGGUCGCCGCCGACGGCACCACCACCGAGCAGUACUGGGAGCCGGUCGACGGCGCCCCCGAGCCGAGCGGGCGGAGGCCCUACCGCAUCGAGCUCGUCGGCAUCAUCUGCGACGCCUACCUCGCCGUCGUCAGGGGGAUCAGGCGAGCUAUCAUAUCGGGGCGAGCCGUGCGGGUGAACUCGCAGCUCAAGUCGCACAAGCGGUUCGCCGGCGCGUUCCGGGAGUACUGCGACCUCGUCGACAGCGCCAGCCUCUACAGCACCAACACCAUCGCCGGCGCAAAGUUGAUAGGGUGGAAGGACUCGGAGAGCAGGCUGCUGGUGGACGAGGAGGAGAUCGUGCUACUGGACAGGGUGAGCAGGAUCAACGAGGAGGCCAACGGCGUGCACGAGCUGUACCCGGACGGCCAGCCGACGGACGGCGCCGGGUCGGUGUGGGAGGAGCUGGUGGCGUCGCCGGCGAGGGCCGCCAUACAGCGGGAGCUCAGGGAGGCCAUCCUCGACAGCGAGGCGUGCUUCCCGUCGCCGUAGCACACACACAAAAAACAACAACAUGCAUGAUGCUUGUGUACGUAUAUAUAUCUUCGUGUGGCACGAUCUUACGUGUCGUGGUGACGUAGUAGGCUAGGCUGAUCUCUUUGUUUCACUGCACCAAACAA
Messenger RNA from Oryza brachyantha (malo sina), 1776 nucleotides. Its product is annotated as calmodulin calcium-dependent NAD kinase. The record is from RefSeq and is a predicted model, not a curated record. The coding region runs from base 209 to 1648 and encodes 479 amino acids. Gene Ontology annotation, molecular function: kinase activity; ATP binding. Lineage: Eukaryota; Viridiplantae; Streptophyta; Magnoliopsida; Poales; Poaceae. The transcript has 8 exons.